UCAUAGCUGAGAACGGCACGCCUUGACGUUGUCACCCCCUCCCUUCAUCGUGUGAUUCUCCUCUAUUACAUGCGCCUCUCGAUUCAUCGACUCAUGGGCCUGCAUACAUCCCAACAGACCGAAAACUGGGUCUCCCUUGACAAGUGAGACAGCGAGAUGAAACAACACGUUGCACUCCAGCAAAUGCAUGGACGAUUUGUAUAUGUCCAGCCAUUUCAACCUGCAAUCGCGAAAAAGCACGUUCAUGGACCGAGACACUGAAAUUCAUCCGUUCACAUCUCUCCGCCUACAUCGUCAAUCUCACAAUCUUCAUCUGCCAGACGUCUUCGCGGAAAGCCUCCAGCUCUGCCUUGGUUGAUACCGUCGUCCUCAAGCAGAACUGGAAUGACAUGAAGAAACACCAGGCCCGUCUCUGCAUCCUGUGGGGACUCAUGUCUCCGUUUGCCCCGACCAGUUGGCACAGCAGCAGCAGGAGCAGCGGCAGCGGCCGGCUGAGGCUGAGGCUGAGGCGGAGCAU
Vitrella brassicaformis is the source of this 517-nucleotide messenger RNA. Lineage: Eukaryota; Vitrellaceae. The record is from the annotation of a GenBank genome assembly.